UGUCAGUGCAAAUUAUUUACGAAUUAACUUGCAAGUCUUAAAUGAUAAACCAAUUAAAAUUCAGAAAGCCCAACAAACCCACAAGAAAUCUGCAGAAAUUUCAACUUGAGUCUGCCAUCUUUAUUGGCAACACGCUCGUCAGAAUCAAAAUCAGACUGCGCGGCGGCCUAUCCAAAGACUCAACGCUGGAAGACUCAACCACAACAACAACAACAACAACAACAGCAGCAAUCACAACAAGAUGAGCAAAGCUGAUCCCAUAUCGCUCAGUUUCCACGACUCUUGUCUGCGGAUGUCCGACGUCCAGCUGCUGCACGGACCACGCUGGCUGAACGAUCAGAUUUUGAGCUUCUAUUAUGAGUAUCUGUCGCAUGUCAAGUACAAGAACAACAACGAUCUGUACUUCAUAGCGCCCGAGGUGACACAGUGCAUGAAGUAUAUGGAUGACUCUGAGCUGGAGAUGCUUUUCGACGAGCACGAUGCGGUCAACAAGCCAUUCAUAUUCUUUGCGCUCAAUGAUAAUGGAACCACUGAAGCAGGUGGCACCCAUUGGUCGCUGCUGGUGCUCUCACGACCGGAGAAGACGUUCUUUCACUUUGACUCCUAUGGCAAUAACAAUACGGGCCCCUCGAUGGAACUGAUGACAAAGGUCAAGGAGUUGUUGGGCGUACGACAGGCCAAGUUUCGUCCGAUGCGUUGCUUGCAACAGGCCAAUGGCUACGACUGUGGCAUUCAUGUCAUCUGCAUGACCGAUCAUAUAGCAGACUAUGUGAAUCGCUACGAGUUGAUCGAGGGCUUACCCACAUUGCACAUUGACACGGUGAAGGCCAAGAGAGCAGAGCUGCUGAAGCUGAUCCUCUCACUGGGCGGCAAGGACUAAACUAUUAAAUACUUUGUUAUAAUGUUUGUAGCUCUAAGUGAUCUUUCAUAAAACGUUACUAAUUGUAAAAUGCACUGUGAAUACGAUUCAACCGUA
This is a messenger RNA of Drosophila novamexicana, 976 nucleotides long. RefSeq names its product sentrin-specific protease 8 (gene Den1). The coding region runs from base 242 to 880 and encodes 212 amino acids. Gene Ontology annotation, molecular function: deNEDDylase activity; cysteine-type peptidase activity. Gene Ontology annotation, biological process: proteolysis. The record is from RefSeq and is a predicted model, not a curated record. NCBI's taxonomy places the organism in Eukaryota, Metazoa, Arthropoda, Insecta, Diptera, Drosophilidae. The transcript has 3 exons.